Messenger RNA from Clunio marinus, 948 nucleotides. The record is from the annotation of a GenBank genome assembly. NCBI's taxonomy places the organism in Eukaryota, Metazoa, Arthropoda, Insecta, Diptera, Chironomidae.
AUGUUAUUUUUGCGUGUUGGAAUUCUUCUGUUCUUCAUAACCUCGGGGGAUGGAUUCGUAAGGAAUUUUAGAAAUUUAGCCAGUGGGGUUGUAUCUGAAAUAUUAAAUAAUGAAACUCCUGGAAGUGAAGUGACAUACUCCUAUGAUGAUAAUGACCCAUAUGGACCUGAAAACUGGGAUCGAAUCGAUAGAACUUGUGAUGGUUUACGUCAAAGUCCUAUUGAUCUUCAAACAGAAAGUGUUUGGAUAAGACGAAGGGAUCGUUUAACAAUAAGCGAACUCACAACAAGGCCAAUUUCAAUUGACUUAACAAAUACAGGGCAUGGUGCACAGAUCGCAUUCAACUUUCCCAAUGCUGGUCAAGCUGUUGUUUCUGGUGGACCCCUUCUUGGUGAAUACAAAAUUGCUCAAGCUCAUUGGCAUUGGGGUGAAACUGAUGGAUCUGGAAGUGAACAUUUACUCAACUCAAAAAGAUAUGCCGCAGAACUCCACGUCGUCACAUACAAUUCAAGAUAUGCAUCGGUUUCAGAUGCAAAAGAUCGAAUUAAAGGACUUGCUGUCUUGGGCUUUUUCUAUGAGCUUGACGAAACUGCAACUUCAGAUUUGUUAAUUACAAAUUGGCUUGCAAACAUCAUUGAAAAUGAUAGUUCUUACACCGAGGCUGUAAACACUUUUACAAUAAAUAAUUUAAUCAAAGAGGCACAAUUUGAUUACUUAAGUUAUCAGGGAUCAUUGACAACUCCAACAUGUGAUGAAACCGUGACGUGGAUGGUUUCAACUAAACCUUUGAAAAUUAAAUCAGCCGAUUUAGCUGAAUUCCGAAAAAUAAAGGACAAGAAGGGAAACUUGGUUCUGCUAGACAUUAUGAAUUUAUUGAACAUGUUUUUGUUAUUACCGUUUACAUUUCUUAUGGAAAUAAAUAUUUUCAAUCUUUUACAAUUUGUAUAA